GACUAUCCUGAUAUAGCCAGCGCUCGUCAGAUCAACAUCAGAAAUGGCAAACACAGCUACGACAGAAUUGAACUGUGAUCAAUGGGAAGUGGAUCACACUUGUCAGUACCUACAAGUUGAAGGACACGAAGAAUGGGUGGAUAAAUUCAAAGAACGUAAACUCACUGGUAAGUGGCUGCGGUUUCUCACAGUGGAUCAUCUGGAGGAGAUGGGCGUAGCAGAUCUUGAUGGCUGUCUGAAUGUCCAGCGCAGUAUCAGGAAGCUCUGGGAGUUGACAGAGCAAGGCAAGGUGUUUAAUGAUCCCAUCCACGGGCAUAUGGAGUUACACCCACUGCUCGUCAAAUUCAUUGACACACCUCAGUUCCAGAGACUACGAAACAUCAAGCAGCUUGGAGGGGCUUACUUUGUUUACCCUGGAGCAUCCCACAACCGCUUUGAACACUCUAUUGGGGUGGGGCACCUAGCAGGAGAACUUGUAAAAGCUCUGAGUACAAGGCAGCCAGAACUCCUCAUCACUGCAAGAGACAUCCUUUGUGUGCAGAUUGCUGGUCUUUGCCAUGACCUGGGACAUGGACCCUUUUCCCAUCUGUAUGAUGGGAUGUUCAUCCCCAAGGCACGUCCAGGACAUAAGUGGAGGCAUGAGGACGCCUCUGUAAAGAUGUUUGACCACCUAGUGAAAUGUAAUGGCCUAGAGGAGGAGAUGAAGAGGUACGGCCUGGUGCUGCCUGAUGACCUGACCUUCAUCAAAGAGAUGAUUGUUGGACUGGACACAGAGACAGUUGAUGAGUAUCAUUAUUGCUACAGCAGCCAGUGUCUAAUGCCACCAAUGUGUCCACAGGAAAAGUCCUUCCUCUAUGAAAUUGUGGCCAACAAAAGAAAUGGCAUUGAUGUGGACAAGUUUGACUACCUUUCCAGGGACUGCUACCACCUGGGCAUCCGGAACAACUUUGACCAUCUUCGCUUCCUAAAGUUUGCCAGGGUGUGUGAGGUGGACGGGCAGAAGCACAUCUGCACGAGAGACAAGGAGGUGAUCAAUCUGUAUGACUUGUUCCACACAAGGAAUGGUCUCCACAAAAGAGCCUGUCAGCAUAGAGUUCACUCUAUCAUAGAGAACAUGAUUGCAGAGGCCUUUGUAAAAGCAGACGAGCACAUCCAGAUUGAAGGAUCGGGAGGGGAGAUGUUCACUCUCUCCACAGCCAUAGAUGACAUGGAGGCCUUCACCAAGUUGACAGAUCGUGUGUUUGAACAAAUACUCAACUCUUACUCCCCAACGAUGGCUGAGGCUAGGCAGAUUCUCACCAAGACCAUCUCUGAAAACCUCUCAGAAAUUCUGACAGCAAUAAAAUCUGAGGAACCAAGCAAGCCCACUAAGAUUGAUCGUUGGAGAAAGGAGUUGGCUGAACUGGAUGCUGAAGAGGUUGUGAUUGAAAAAAUGCUCAACUCUUCCUCUGAGAAGCUGGCUAAGUGGAGGCGGGAACUACACAAGAUCAUCUCUAAAAUCCUCCCCAAUCUUCUGAGGGAAGAGAACUCUGAGAAACCCACCCAGGAGCAGAUUGAUCGUUGGACAAAGAAAUUGAUUGCGGUGUCCAAAAAGGAUGGUUCUUUUUACUCAACUAAAGAGGCUGUGAUUCAAGACUUGCUCAACUCUUCCUCUGCGGAUCUGGCUGAGUCGAGGGAGUACCUACACAAGAUCAUCUCUAAAAAACUCUCCAAGUUUUGGAGCAAACCAAACUCUGAGAAACCCACCCAGGAGCAGAUUAAUCAUUGGAGAGACAAGUUGGCUGAACUGGAUGCUGAAGAGGUUGUGAUUGAAAAAAUGCUCAACUCUUCCUCUGAGAAGCUGGCUAAGUGGAGGCGGGAACUACACAAGAUCAUCUCUAAAAUCCUCCCCAAUCUUCUGAGGGAAGAGAACUCUGAGAAACCCACCCAGGAGCAGUUUGAUCGUUGGAGAAAGGAACUGGCUCUGGAGAACAAAAAGGAUGAAACUGUGGUUGAAGAAAUACUCAACUCGUCCUACCCCCGGCUGGCUGAAGCAUGUUGGAUUCUACACAAGAUCAUCUCUCGAAAACACUACAGGUUUCUAGGUGAAAUCCAGGACCCAGAUCCAAACCAAACCGAGCUGACGGAGGCUGCUAGGAAAAAGGAAGAGGCUGAAGCCCUUCAGGGGGGCGGGCUGAAAGCAGAGGACUUUGAAGUUUUAUUCAUUUCUAUGGAUUAUGGGAUGAAAGAUGAUGACCCAAUCAAUCAAAUGGGUUUCUAUAGAAAGGACGACCCUUCCAAAGCAACCAAGAUUUUCAAAGAGCAGGUUUCCAAGCUUCUCCCAACAUGCUUUUCUGAGACGCUGAUCAGGGUUUACUGUAAGAAGACCGAUGAAACUAGUCUGAAGGCUGCCAAGGAACAGUUUGCCAAGUGGCGCCAAAACAAAUGCCCCAGAUGGAGCAACGGAAGCACAGAAGAGGAGGACGACAGAAGAUCCGCACAGGGGGAAGGCCAAGAAAUGCAAGUGCUAAUCCCAGAGGGAGAAUAAGUUUUGGCAGAUGGAAAUUAAAACAAGAAGGCAAACACUCCUUGAUACUCACUGGUUUAUUAUGAUUUACUACCAACAUGUGUACUGGAGUGAAAGUGAACACAUAAUCUGAGUUUUAGGGACAUGACAUAUUUAAAGGUGUUUGGUUUUGAUGUUAAUCAUGUGAAUUAAUGUGGUAAUCAGAUCAGAUAUUAGUUUGACUUUGAGUGAUUUUUGAUUAGAGGUUGUUUUUGGUGUUGUGGUUGCAACUUGGUCAUUUUACUGUAUCUUUGCUCAUACUGCAUUUAUCAUUACUUUUCAUUUACUGUUCAUCUUUUAAUUUGUUUGUGAAAUGUCUCUGAUAUUGUUUGCAUCUUUUAUUUGGGUUCCAAGUCCAAAGGGCUGAAAGACACAUUCAAUUUUCUCUCAUGACUGGAAGUUUGGUGCAAAUCUUGUUCAACAAAUAAGAUCCCAAUAAGCCAAACUGGGGCGCCAUAAUUUAAGGUAAAAAAUUUUGAAGAAAAAUCCCCUAUACCAUAAGUCUGACUUACAUGGAACUUGGCACAGACAUCUAUCUGCCUGACUACAUUUUCAAUAUUUUUUAAACCUAUUUAUGACAUCUCCUCCUAAACUGUAGGUCCAAUUUGUACAACUAACCAAUAGACUUUGAGUGGGCGUGGCUUAGCACAGAAAUAGGCCAAUCAUUAUGGCACUUUAAGGAAUGUCAGCGCAGGUACCUGAAACAUACCCUGAAAGUCUCAUUCAAAUCGAGCACUAGAGGGCGCUACAAAUGCAGACUAGAUUUACUGCCCUGCAGUUGUCUCUGCUAACCAGUCAAGUCUGGCUUUCAUCCAUGUCUCUGCAGACUGUAUAUGUAGCCGUAGACAAUGUUUCAAAUAUGGAGAUGCAAAGAAGCUAUUUUAAAAGGUGGACGCUUCACACACAUCUUCAGUCUUUUAAAACUGGCUCUUGGGAAGCACUUUGUGUUUAAUCUGUCAGUAUGAAAUAAGAUAAUUAGGAUUACUAUUAUGAUGACAUUAUAUAUCACUAUUUCUCACUGUAGUCAUACCUUAAAGCUCACUUUGCUUUCUUUGAUGUAACCAUCGUUGUGUUUUGCUAAUGGUGUGAAAAUGUAUCAGAUUCUUAAUAUGUGAUGGGUCUGUAAAGAGAAACCUGCCAAAGGCUAUUAGAGCCUUUCAACUGUAUUCCUAUUAACAUGGGUUGAUAACAGAUUAUGCCUGUCUGUUUGAAAUAAAACUCUUUUUCCCUCGUCAUUGUGCAGUUUCACUUCUCCAACUCCAGAUGACAUCAUACAUUGGUGUUUUUCAGCUGAUGAUUAUGUGUCUGCUAAAUGUUUCAACAAUGUGUCGUCAAAGAAAAACCUUUUGUGGACAAAUUGUUAAAUGCUGUAUAAGCAAAAAAAGCCUCAAGGAUGUUAAUGAAAAAAUAAAAUCUUUCACUGCUGUAAAUUUAGUGCUUUAAGUGUUAGGGAGUGUUUAAAAUUCAAUUAGAUAUACUAUACUGUAGAACUUCAUUUAAUAGCCCAGGCUACUAUUUGCUUAAAUCAUUGAAGUCAACAG
This is a messenger RNA of Epinephelus fuscoguttatus (brown-marbled grouper), 4086 nucleotides long. RefSeq names its product deoxynucleoside triphosphate triphosphohydrolase SAMHD1-like. The transcript has 25 exons. Lineage: Eukaryota; Metazoa; Chordata; Actinopteri; Perciformes; Serranidae. Gene Ontology annotation, biological process: regulation of innate immune response; dGTP catabolic process; defense response to virus. The record is from RefSeq and is a predicted model, not a curated record. Bases 44 to 2527 code for a protein of 827 amino acids. Gene Ontology annotation, molecular function: dGTPase activity; protein binding. Gene Ontology annotation, cellular component: nucleus.